Messenger RNA from Acomys russatus (golden spiny mouse), 3880 nucleotides. Its product is annotated as G-protein coupled receptor 83-like. Bases 488 to 1876 code for a protein of 462 amino acids. The transcript has 5 exons. The record is from RefSeq and is a predicted model, not a curated record. NCBI's taxonomy places the organism in Eukaryota, Metazoa, Chordata, Mammalia, Rodentia, Muridae. Gene Ontology annotation, molecular function: neuropeptide receptor activity. Gene Ontology annotation, cellular component: membrane. Gene Ontology annotation, biological process: neuropeptide signaling pathway.
GAAAGCCGGCUCUGCACGGGCUUGGAGCUAGAGUGGCAGUGCCUGACUCCGCCCUGCCCACAGCUCCAGCCGGCCUUGGACAGAAAGACUUACAGACUGAUGACUGACUGAAGGCAACAGAAAUUGGGUCGGAAUAAUCACUGGCAGCAUGGAGGAGGAUCUGUGCUUGAGCGAAGCCUGACGCCAUCUCCAGUUUGGAGCAGGUGCUGUGGGUACUCUCCAGGAAGAGCAUUUGCAGACCGACUGCCCUGCGCUCAGCUGCCCAGCUCUGCGCACUUGCCCAACCUGAGCAGGUCCAGUCUUUUUUGCUGGCUCCUGUUAUUUUUUCCCUCUCCUUGCCCUAGACAUCUUGGAGAACACCUUAGCAGCUUAGAGCUCCAGGGCACCAAUUGCCUGUUUGUCUACGGCCUCAACUAGCCCUCUCCCUUCUUUGAGAGCCUCCUGAGCAAGUGGCUUAGUGACCUCACGGUCCACUAAAGGCACUGGGAUGGAUGCCCCAACUACAGAAUUGCCCGAAGGGGAUUUCCAGAGCCCUGGUACCAUGAGCUACGGAGAUGAGCUGACUCCAGAAGCUCUGAGUGUACCUAGUGGUUUUGAUGACUUGAUCACCUCCACCACCUCCCAGGUGCUUCAGGCCGCAUCCAAUGCCGCAUCUGCGGUGGGGCAUGCUGGCCGUAACGGCAUGCUGUCCAUGAGGGAUAAGUUGGCAGACCACAUGCCAAACACAGGUGACCUGGCCGAUACGUCAGGUCCCCUAGAUUUGGAAAUUGUAUCCCAGGACGAUCAGGUGCAAUUCUGGUUAGUGGUAGGGUACACCAUAGUGGUCUUUGCUGCCAUCAUAGGCAACUGGGUCUUGAACCAUAUAAUUAUGAAGUACAAGAGGGUACACACUGCCACCGGCCUCUUCGUUGUCAACAUUUCUGUGACCAACAUGAUGCUCGCUCUUCUCAGCUCUCCCUUCACUAUGGUGCGCUAUCUGUGUAAUUCCUUGGUGUUUGGAAAGAUGACAUGUCACCUCAGCCGCUUUGCCCAGUACUCAUGUGCCUAUGUAACUGUGAUGAGCAUGGCAGCUAUUUCCCUGGACCGACAUCGGGUGAUGCUAUAUCCUUUGAAGUCCCGGAUUAGUCCCAUGCAAGGCAAUGUUUGUAUCAUUAUCAUCUGGAUUGUGAGCACCUGUGCUGCUUUGCCACAUGCCAUUUACCAGAAGCUUUACCAAGUGGAAAUUGGAAACACAACUGAGGAAACUGCCUGCCUCCCAAGUUUCCCAUAUACUUCAAAAUCCACAUGGAAAUACCUUGACCUGGGCACCUUUCUGCUCUUCUUCAUCUUGCCUUUGCUGGUGCUGGUGGCUGUCUAUGGCCAUGUGGCUAAAAAGCUAUGGAUCCAUGAUGCUGUUGAUGACAUCAAUAUCCACACUUACAUCUGCCAGCGUGGAAAGAAGAAGCAGACCCUAAAGAUGCUGAUGACAGUGGUGCUUCUCUAUACAAUCAGCUGGCUCCCCCUCAAUCUCUAUCUGGUGCUGCUAUCCAGUGAAUCCAUCUCAAGCCACAAUGGUCUAUACUUUUUCCUCCACUGGCUAGCAAUUAGCAGUUCCUGCUACAAUCCCUACAUCUAUUGCUGGCUCAGUGAUAGCUUCCGUAUUGAAGUUCAGAAGGUCAUCAUGGAAAUCCAGAAGAUGCUGCUAGAUAAAAUCAGCCGCCUCAGGGGAGAGCAUCGCCGACUGAGCUCUGUAUCUCAUACCCACCCCCCUGCCUGUGUGGAUCCCAAUCCAGGAGUGCCCAAAUUCCCACGAUUCAAAGAUUUUGAUGAGCUGCCCAGUCCCCCUCCCUCCCCUGCAGUUGAAAUCUCCUUUCUCCAUUCAGUGCCUAGAGUUUAAGCUGCCCAGACCGCGAUUGACUAUCAGUUCUCAAAAUAUCUGAGCUUAUGGACAAUUUCAACUCAGCAGAAGAGAGGAGGAGGAAGAAGUGAUACCUCAUCCUGUUACUGCCAUUGUUUUGGAGACAACAUUAUUAUGGUUCUUUGGACAGCAUCCAUGGUUGCAUGUGUAAAGAUGAUACCAGGAUGAGAAUUGAACUUGUGGUCUUCCUCAAUUUUCUCUCUUCUUCUUUGCCUCUUCCUCAAUAUACUUGGCCUCCCCCUGGUCUCUCCCCACCCUUUCCUAGCCUUUGUCCAUUUCCUCUUCCUUGCUCCUGUUCCAACCUAUAAUCAUCUUUCUCCUCUUUUAUUUACUUCUCUUUCAAUUGCUUUCUCCACUAUUAUCUUUCUUCUUGUUUUUAAAAUCUUCUUAACAAUCACAAGCUAUCCAGACUCUACUGUGAUAUCUCCUGAUUUGUAAGGUAUGGACAGAUUUUUAGUAUCAGGAAAUGAAGUAAUGAGAGUCAGCUUCCAGCUACUCUGUUUUCACUUAGGGAAAAGAUGUGGCAGAUUUUGGAUUCAGAUCUUCAAAUAUUUCAGUAAAUUACCAAGGACAAAUUAGGGGAAGAACCUAGUUCAAGUUUAAAUCACUUUCUUUCCAUUGUCUCUUUUAUGUGUCCUUUUAAUCCUUUAUUCCAUUUUCCCUGUCCUAUCACUAAUACCCCAAUUACAAAACAAUUAACUCAUAUUACUAAAGUAUAUGAAUACAUAUUUGGAGUAGUUUUAGGCUGAAAACAUGACUGAAUCUUCUAUUGUGACCAUUAUAAACUGCCAACCUACCUGUGAUCUCUUUUUGGCUUCAGCUGUUUUGGGGAUUAGUAGUCUUUGUGAGUAGUGAGCUCUGCUUGUGUAUUUUCCAAACACACUAUGUAAAUACUUCUGACUAUCUUAAGGACAGAUAUAUGUAUUCCUUUUCACUCAUCAUUUGGUAUAAUAGAUAUUUCCCAGGAUAAUGGACUGUCUGCUUAUGGUUCUCCCUCCCCACAUGGAGAAGGCAAAGUUGAAUUUGAAUUGAAUACCCCAUGAUUCUUAGAAGCAUUGUACCUAGCUCUGAUAGCCUUCUUCUCCAGUUUAGAUUUAGGAGAAAUUUGGGUAAAGGGCUUAUCAUUGUAAUUCAAAUGAGUAUUGUGCUAUUAUACUUUAACCUAAUGUUCUACCCUUCCUAAGAAAGCACUUCCUCACCCCUAUCCCUAUUCUAUACAAAUAAUCAAAUAUCUUUCACCCACAGUAAGGCUUGGAAUCUGGAAUGUUCCAUGCUUGACAGAUAAUCCAGCUUCAAAGUUUGCUGCUGACUUGGUUGGAAACACUACAGACCCAGAACUUUAUACAACGGUUUUGGUGAUGUGUGGAUGUUUAAAGAGUUGGGCAUAGGAAUAGUUUCAACUUCACAUGGGCCUUUGUUUAGACAUUUUUCCAGCAGCAACUAAUCUGAAUUCAGUACCCAGCCAAGUCUGAGGGUGCUACAAUUGUAAGAAGUUUUUGGCUGAAGGGCUCAUUUGGUUGGAACAUGGUGCUAAUGAGCUCUAGAUCCUAGGCUCUAACCCAUGUGCAGCCAUUUAGCUCUGUGGGUUCGGGCAUGGUGCUAAAGAACUGUGGUCACAUGGUUUCUAAACCCCAUGUGUGUCCUUUUACAUAGACUGCACCACUCACCCUAGCCAACCUUUUUCUGAACAAUCGUUAUCAGCCACCUGAUAGGCCCAGCAAAAUUGUUGUGUAAAUAUUAUUGCAAAAUUUGUUUUCACUUCUGGAGACAACAGUUUAUAGUACAUCCCUUACUGGCUGUGUGUUAGCACUGUCACAUUACUAGGAAGACAUCACGCUUGAAAUGUACACAUGAACAAAGAGAAUGUACCAGAAGUGAUAGACAAAGAAAUUGCUAGAUUCUCCCCUUUUACAAAUUCAAAUGCAUAUAUUAUAUAUAUUAAGUACCAAGAAACUGUAUUUCUGUAUAAGUUAGGAUAUUUGA